AUGGAUGCAUUAUUUUCUCCUCGUUCAAUAUCCAUUAUUGGCUAUGUACCGAGGAAAGAGUUUCUGUGGGUGGCUGCGGUCUUCUCAGGAAUUAUCAUGUGCUGCGCUGUGUAUAAAAUAACUGGUCUCAUUAGUCUUUUAUGCUUCAAUGGGUACACAAAACUGAGCAACAUGGACAAACUAGAAUGGAAGAACCGGGGGUUCUCGACAUUCCAUGCAAUUAUUGCAUCGUCUGCUUCUCUAUAUCUCCUGCUGUUUUCAGAUCUCUUCAAAGAAGAUUCUAAUGACGAAUUAGUCAUCAAUAGGACAUCAACCAUAUCAGAGACAAUACUGGGGGUCUCUAUAGGUUAUUUUCUGUCAGACUUGGCAAUGAUUGUUUGGCAUUUUCCAGCUUUAGGUGGUUGGGAAUAUGUCCUACACCAUGGAUUAUCCAUGUUUUCCAUCUUCCUUUCCCUUGUAAGUGGUCAAGGCCAAAUAUACAUACUUAUGGUUUUGUUUUCAGAAAGCACAACCCCAUUUGUCAAUCUAAGAUGGUACUUGGACAUUGCUGGUCAGAAGAGUUCUGACCUAUACAUUUGCAAUGGCAUCUUUCUGUUCCUGGGUUGGUUGGUUGCAAGGAUUCUUCUCUUCAUCUUCUUUUUCACCCACAUGCUUUUCCAUUUUGACCAGGUGAAAGAGAUUUUUGACUUGGGUUUCUACAGUUUGCUUUUGGUGCCUCCUGUUUUGGCAAUUAUGAACGCAUUUUGGUUUUGGAAGAUUGCCAAGGGUCUGGUGAAAACUCUUUGUAAAAAGAGACAUAGGCAAUGA
Rhodamnia argentea is the source of this 807-nucleotide messenger RNA. Its product is annotated as TLC domain-containing protein 4-B. Gene Ontology annotation, biological process: lipid homeostasis. The transcript is spliced from 8 exons. The record is from RefSeq and is a predicted model, not a curated record. Gene Ontology annotation, cellular component: membrane; endoplasmic reticulum. NCBI's taxonomy places the organism in Eukaryota, Viridiplantae, Streptophyta, Magnoliopsida, Myrtales, Myrtaceae. The coding region runs from base 1 to 807 and encodes 268 amino acids.